Cokeromyces recurvatus is the source of this 3161-nucleotide messenger RNA. RefSeq lists its product as uncharacterized. The coding region runs from base 229 to 3078 and encodes 949 amino acids. The transcript is spliced from 5 exons. Lineage: Eukaryota; Fungi; Mucoromycota; Mucoromycetes; Mucorales; Mucoraceae. The record is from RefSeq and is a predicted model, not a curated record.
AUUUUAUUUUAUUCUUAAAAGUAAAACACUAUGCAAUUUUUACAGCUGUCAAUGAUUUGAUUAUAUUAAUAUUUACAUUUACAUUUAUAUCCUCCUCUUUUCUUUUUUUUCUUUAUUCCUUCCUGUCUUUUCAUUUUCUUCUUUACAACUAUUCAUUACAUUCAUUUUCUAACAUUUUGUUUCAUUGAUUAAACUAAUUUACAGAGAGAAAAAAAAAAACGAAUGUAAAUGUACAAACAUAACGUAUCAUGUAUUAUAGUACUAUGCCUUUACGCAUCAUUGUUUAUACUUGCUGUUGCAGCGCAACAAACUAAUGUGCAACAUACAACAAUGAAUUUAUCAGGCCUAAUUAAAUCUCCACCACUGAACAUUUACAACAAAUAUCUUGGUAGCAAUAAAAAAAAGGAUUCUAUAUUUAAACAUUCUGCUGACAUUGUAUAUGUUUUAUCAAAGAAAGAUAAAGUAAAAAAUGAUAAAGAUGCAUCGAUACAUAAUAAAAAAAAGGAAAACAAAGAUGCAACUUCUAGUGUAAUUGCUACUACUACUACUACUGCUGCUGCUGCUGCUACUACUACUAGAAAGGUUAAACAUACUUCUUCCUCAGAAGAAUGGUUGAAAAGUGUUGCUACAUCAACUUUAAUCACGCAACAGGGAAAACAUAAAAGCAAUAAAUUAGAUAAGCUGAAACAUACAAUGAAAGAGACUUCUGAAGUCACCGAUGUGAAAACAAAACAUAAAAGUAAAAUUCUUCCUUCAACAGAAACUAUUACAACCCAUAAAAAUGAAAAGACAUCAACUACUAUCAACGCUCAACUAUCCUCAACAAGUUUAAAGAAGAAGAUCAAAUCAUCCACAAAAACAAAACUAGCAACUAUUACAAUUUUUGAUACAUCACAUAAAAAACAUGACAAAAAGUUGCUUACUAAAAAUAAAAAACCAAAAACGUCAAAUACGAAGAACUCUAAAAUCAUAAAGAUCAAAACUUCAACUACCUAUUAUCAAGCCAUACCCUCCUUGACAUCGGAUUAUUCAACAAGUUCAGUCACAUCUAUGGCUAAGAGCCAUAAUAAAAAAGCAAUGAAGAAAACUAAACAUAGUCAUCAUUCUUCCAAACAUGUAAAAAAUACCAUCUCUUCAUCAUCAACUGUAGAGUAUACUACGUCAGAAUACUCAAAAAAUCAUCACCCUUCUAAAACAAGUUCAUUGACUGCUACAAUAACUAAACCUAUAACCACAUACUCUACUUCUGCUGUAACAAUGCAGAGUACAAAAGAUAGAUUAGAUAAAUACCUAUCUUCCACAAAUGGAAAAACAUCUACGUCUACAUCAAAGAUCCAUUUAAAUAAGCAUACAUCUUCUACUAAACAAGAAAUUACACAACCUCCAAUUCCUAUUAUGACUAGCAGCACUACUGCUACUUCAUCAACUAGUCAGAGGGAUACCACAACUAGCAAGAUUUCUAUAAAGCAUCAUAUUAAAAGCAAAUCUCAUCAUAGGAAAUUUAUAUCAUCUCAAAUAACGCCUACAUUAUCUAAGACAGCAACAACAACAACAACAACAACAACAACAACAACAGCUACUACUACUUAUCACAAUAUAACUCCUACAAUUACAGAGAAACAUAAAGGAAAAAUAAAGAGCUUAUUGCAUAGUAACAAUAAAUAUGUCUCGGGUUUUUCAACUAGUGUUAGUUCAUUUUUGAAUACGAAAUCAAGUAAAACAACUUCACUUGUAAUUUCGUCUACGAAUUCAAUAAACGAUAACUCGGCAACUAUGAGCAGCUUUACUUCAAUAUUGAAUAAUAUGGAUGGCGAUUUGAGGUUGCAUCCAACCACUUCAGUAUCUAGCAUAUUAUCCAGUACUAAAGAAGAUGAUAUAAGCACAUCCUAUAUAAGUUCUACUAGCCAACAGACAUUAUCAACUACUUUAAAACAUUCUAUGCCUACGAUUACAAAUAACGCCAAAAAACAUACAACUAUGUCAUCGAAUAUGAAUCCCAUAAAAACAUCAAGUAUUACAAACAAUAAAGUAUCUAUUAACUCUGAUCCUACUAUAACAACUACAUCACUAACCCCUUCAAAAACUACAUUUACGCAUAACGCAAAUUCCAUAUUCAUAUCAAGUUCUCCAAAGCCCAAUGAUACUAAUAGCCGAACAUUGACUAACUCUUUUCCUUACUUAACAAAAGAUCCAACAUCUACAUCUUUAUUACCAAAAACAAUCGGAACAGUAUAUAAAUCUUCAAAAGUACCAUUUUCUUCUUCGAGCUACUCAACUGUAUCAUCAGUAUUAAUGUUAGAUCUAGACAGGAAGUCGACUUAUAAAUCAAGUACAAUGACUACUAUUACUGCUGCUACUACUACUGCUAUUAGUAUUACUUCUGUUAGUAUGCCUACUUCUUCUACUACAGCUACUGCUACAGCUACAGCUACUGCUAUUGCUACAGCUACUACUACAGCUACUACUAUAGCUACUACUACUGCUACUACUAUAGCUACUACUACUGCUACUACUAUAGCUACUACUACUGUUACUACUACUACUACUACUGCUGCUGCUACUGCUACUACUACUGCUAUUGCUGCUACAGCUGCUACCGCUACAGCUACUACUACAGCUACUACUACUGUUACUACUACUACUGCUGCUACUACAGCUACUACAGCUACUACAGCUAUUGCUGCUGCUACUACUGCUACUACUAUUGCUGCUGCUAGUAUUACUUCUAGCGCUAGUAUUACUACCUCUCCUUCUACUACUUCUUCUUCUUCUGUCUCUGCUGCCACACAUAUCAUUACUAGUACUUCUUCAAAAACUAGUAGCACUAGCGCUAUUACUACUCCUUCUAUUAUUGCGACAAGUAUGAGUACUAUUUUUACUGAAGCUUCUGCUACUACUAGUAUGACUACUGUUUCUGUUGCUGCUAGUACUAGUAACACUAGUAUUAUUGUUGCCACUAGAAUCGCUGCUGGUACAGUUUCUAGUUCAACAACAACCAGUACAGCAGUAACUACUAUAUCGCCAUCACAAAAAUAUUCCUUUGUUAUCUUCAACUCAGCCUAUUGUCUCUACCAGUAGUAGACAUGUUUCUGAUUUCUCUAUUAUAAAGACAGCCUUUACUUCUAUAAAGCCUACCCUAACAUCUACUAUUGUUUCAACCC